GAUGUGUGCCAAACGAGGAAGUGUAGCUGAAUGUGGGUUAGAGUGUCUAAUCUGUGUGAGUUGGAGUGGACCGUUGGGCCAUAGUGGCGUGUGCGUUGUAAUCAGGCGGGAGCCUUAAUUGGGCUGGUCCAGUAAGCUGUAAUCGAAGAGAAUCGAGGAUUAUUAUCGAAUAACAGAACACCACUUACCUGGUAUUCAUGCGUCGACCAUCACCGGCGACGGCGUAUCUCCGUGCUCACGUCCCGGCGUCCCGAGCCGGCGGCCACGGGCCAUAACAGACCCGGAGGACAUCACCAGCGCGAGCGCCGCCAGCCCCAAGCACCGAGGCCGAGCCGCCCGAGCGCGGAGCGGCGGUACCACGCCACCCGCCCGCCGCCGCCCGUUGCGGAGGCUGUGCAGCACAGCCGUUGGGGUGCCGAGGCACCGAUCAGGCUGCGCAACCGCCGAAGUCGGCCUCCGGGUGGCGCCAAGCUGCAGAGCAGCGCGCCAGCGCCCCUGUAUCGGACUACCUUUUUCGGCGAGACCACCCUAGUAGAGGAUGAUAUACACCGCGAUUGACACGUUCUACCUGACGGAGGAGCAGCUGCGCAACUCACCAUCACGGAAGGAUGGGAUCGACGAGGCCACUGAGACUGUGCUCCGCGUCUAUGGCUGCGACCUCAUCCAGGAGAGCGGCAUCCUCCUCAGGCUACCACAAGCAGUGAUGGCCACGGCACAAGUAUUGUUCCAUCGCUUUUACUGCAAAAAAUCAUUUGUUCGAUUUAGUGCAAAGAGAGUUGCUGCUAGUUGUGUUUGGCUGGCAGGGAAGUUGGAGGAGAGUCCCAGGAAAUCAAAGCAUAUUAUAUUUGUCUUCCAUAGAAUGGAAUGUAGGAGAGAGAACUUGCCAAUUGAAUUCUUAGAUGUCUUUUCAAAGAAAUAUUCAGAACUGAGGCGUGACCUGAUACGGACAGAACGACAUCUGUUGAAGGAGAUGGGGUUUAUUUGCCAUGUCGAGCACCCCCAUAAGUUCAUAUCAAACUACCUUGCAACACUUGAAGCCCCUCCCGAGCUUACUCAAGAGGCAUGGAACCUUGCCAAUGAUAGCUUAAGGACAACUCUGUGUGUGCGAUUUAAGAGUGAAGUAGUAGCAUGUGGAGUUGUGUAUGCUGCAGCUAGGAGACACCGGGUUCCCCUUCCUGAAGAUCCUCCGUGGUGGACUGUCUUUGAUGCUGAUGAAGCAGGAAUUCAGGAAGUUUGCAGUGUUCUUGCUCACCUCUACAGCCUGCCCAAGGCUCAAUACAUUCCAGUGUAUAAAGAAUAUGAUUCCUUUACUGUUAAGAGAAUCUCUGAUCCACAGGCUUUAAAGGAAAGUCCAGCAAGGGCUGUUGCUAGCGAUAAGGGUACCCCUAUACCCUCAAGUUCUAACCAGGAGAAGGAUUCAGUGGCUAAGACUAUACCGAAUAGGGUGAAGGAAAAAAGUGAUGACGAAGGUAGACACUUGCCUGCUGAAUUUGAUGGAAAAGAAAACCUGGUGGUGAACUCAAAAAUUGAGAAGUCUGAUUCUGGUGUUGACUGGAGUCGAGAAAGAGAAAGAGAAAGAGAGAGAUCAAGAGGGCGGGAACGUGAUGCUAGGGGUAGGGAUUCUGAUCAUGAUAGCAGGGGUCGUGACUCUGAUCGCGAGAGGGAUCGGAGACGUCGCUCUAGGGAUAGAAGUUCAGGUAUCGCUGAGAACCAAUCAGAUUUUCAACAAGGAGAAAUCAAGGCGCCAUCCAUCACACGACCGAGUUGACUACUACAGUUCGCAUUCAUCUCGUGAAAAAGAUCGGCAUAGACACCAUUGAUCAAGGUGAGGAGGAUCCCGGGUUUGCAGGGCUUUGCUGCAUGGAGACCACCACAUGGCAGUGCCGACAGAAUCAUGAAAACUUGUAGAUUGUCAUCUCAUUGGCGGUUGCAUUUGCUUCAUUGUGUUUUGCACCUUGGAUUGUAACUUGCAGAGCAACAUGAAUUUGUAGAACCUUCAUCUCCACUAGUUCCCAAAAUUCUCGAGAAUUAAUUUAGGGUGUUACUAAUAAAAAAUCAUCCUCUAACCGUUUUUUAAAUAGGUUUCAAAUAUACGAACUUCGUAAA
Zea mays is the source of this 2106-nucleotide messenger RNA. RefSeq lists its product as uncharacterized. Bases 539 to 1768 code for a protein of 409 amino acids. Lineage: Eukaryota; Viridiplantae; Streptophyta; Magnoliopsida; Poales; Poaceae. Gene Ontology annotation, biological process: regulation of transcription by RNA polymerase II. The transcript has 9 exons. Gene Ontology annotation, molecular function: cyclin-dependent protein serine/threonine kinase regulator activity. The record is from RefSeq and is a predicted model, not a curated record.